Molecule: messenger RNA, 1551 nt
Organism: Trichophyton rubrum CBS 118892
Lineage: Eukaryota; Fungi; Ascomycota; Eurotiomycetes; Onygenales; Arthrodermataceae
Exons: 2
Coding region: 264-1004 (246 amino acids)
Source: RefSeq, a predicted model, not a curated record
GCGGAAGCACGUUCUAAAAGCCUGUGAUCGAUGUAGGGUGAAGAAGACAAAGUGUGACGGAAACCAACCAUGUUAUCGAUGUGCUGUGUAUAACCAUCCGUGCCUGUUCCGGGAGAGGAAGGCAACACAGACCAAGGCAUAUUCCAGAGGGUGAGGAGAACGGUGUCUCAUAUACUUCCGUCUUGAGGGGAAUCAUCUUAGGAGAAAACAACCGGCCGUCAUUGCAAAUAACUUACUCUGUGGCAUUGUAUAGCUUCGUUGAAAUGCUGGAGUCCCACCACGCUCUAGUUGUCAAGGCACUUCAGCAGUUAUAUACACAUUGCAUCAACAACAAGUGUUUUCCAGGCGAACCCAUCGAGCUCGUGGAUGGGUACCCCUUAACCCACGCGAUCUUGGACCGACUUGGCCUUAUCAAGCAAGCCGAGGAGCAGAAUAUUACACAUAACGUAGAAGCCGAGCUGAUGGCAGCUUCGAAGUAUUGGAAAAACGAGUCGUCGGGACCAAAUUCACCGGAACACGACAAUUCCCCCAUCGAGCCAUGCUGUGCGCUUGGCCGGUCCCGGUCCAGCGAUUCGUGCUCGACAUCUACCCCAUCCGAGUCUGACCUAGUGAAAUGCGAGUCUUCACCUACCAGUGGCGCACACGAAGCGUUCCGGGCAUUCGGACGUGAAGAGGCGUUUUGGCCUAUGAACGGCGAAGCUGCCCUCGCACACGUUGCUCCUGAGUAUAACCGGGCUGGACUGGACUCUACCAGCUUCAACAAUGUGUCGGGUAACUACUCUCCCACGCACUCCAGCCACCAAGCGAGUACCAUAGCUUGUAACAGCCUUCCAUCCCCAGUUUCGGUGAACAAUGCAACCAUGACGCCUAGUACCUGUCCGCAGACAGAUCCCCGGAUGAGCUAUCCUGCCGUGACUGCUGUCCAGUACCCAGGGUAUCACCAUCCGUAUUCUGAGGUAGAGCAACAAGCUACCUGGAACACACAGCAGGGAUGGUCGGCAUAAUUUGAUUUGCCCGCUACUCGGACUCAAUAUGACAGGAGAUACUGGUUACCGAUGGUUUACGUGUAUUAGAUUCCGGCAGCUACCCACCUAGAGUGGUUCGAACUCAAGGGUUACACCCCUCAGGAGAGUAUGUAGCUAUGAUACACCUAUCCCAGUUUCCUUCAUGAUUUUUACGCCAGCGAGGAGCAAUCACUUUCUGUCAACCAGUUACUGCCCGAAUUCCGGGGGCCAUCCUGCGCUCUUCGAUAAAUCGUUUCUCUCACGAGGCCAUGAGAUACCCAUAAAACAUUGUUUCAUUAUAACAUUUUACCACUUCCCUACUGCUAUGGAUGUAUACAUUGCGUCGAUUUCGUUGAUCUCUCGAAAACAAUGAGUAAGUACUUAUGUGAGAGGCAGAUUGUACGAUUGUCCUACCAAACAUGUUACAGCCAGUGGCUCUAUCAACAAGCCAGCACUUCGGUACAAGGAACUUCCUCGCCACAUGGCCUAUUAUUGUGUCUGAUUUUGGUUAUUAUUAUCCUUCACUCCUUUGAUUUUCUUGCUUUUU